UGAGUGGUGACUAGUCUGCUUUGGCUUGUCUGUUAGUCUGUCGCUGUCUGUCUGUGCCUGCGUUUCGGGUUUUUUCGUGUCUCGUGCCUGUCCCCUUGCUUGAAUUGGAAGAAAAAACUUUAAAAAUAUAAAAGGCUGUUUCUGAGUGAUAAAAAUGGAAACGGAAUCAAGGUGGUUGUUCACAAAGGAACAAUUAGUGAAUACACCAAGUAGAAAAUGCAAAGUUGAUGCCGAGACUGAGUUGCAGAUCAGGCAGCACACGGCGAUGUUUAUUCAGGACUUGGCCGAAGGGCUGAGGAUGCCUCCUUUUAUAAGCUUGGGAUCUUUUAUGGAAUUAAAAAUUCUGCAUUCGAAUUCACAAGCCAAAUCCUAAAAUUUUGGUAAAAAAAUAUAAUGAAAUGGAAUUCUCAAAUUGAAAUGGAUCCGGUU
Molecule: messenger RNA, 429 nt
Organism: Belonocnema kinseyi
Lineage: Eukaryota; Metazoa; Arthropoda; Insecta; Hymenoptera; Cynipidae
Product: cyclin-T2-like
Exons: 2
Coding region: 155-373 (72 amino acids)
Source: RefSeq, a predicted model, not a curated record